Messenger RNA from Chara braunii, 1229 nucleotides. The record is from the annotation of a GenBank genome assembly. Lineage: Eukaryota; Viridiplantae; Streptophyta; Charophyceae; Charales; Characeae.
UGGUUGACGUGAAGACUUUCGGAAGACGAAGAACCUGAAGUGUGACUGCAAAAGUAUCUGUGACAAAGAACCGAACUAGGCUUCGAUAAGAAGAAGACGACAUCAGGCGAGGUCGAAUAAGGCAUGGGGAGUAGGAGAGAUGAGCCGCGAGGGCGAUAUGAAAGGUAUAGAGGAUAUGAUAGCGGCGGAUGGGAUAGUGGUGAUGACAGGCGUGACCGAGGGAGAGAAAGGGAGCGAAGAGCCGAUUACAGAAGGGGAUCCUCAGCAGAGGAGUACGGGAGAAGGAGCGUUAAGUGUUAUGAAUGCAGGGAGAUUGGGCACUACAGAAGUCAGUGCCCUCGCCUGCAAGGCAGGAGUGGAAUAGGUGGAGGAAGUGGUGGGACGGUAAUGUUCAGCCAAGAGUUGGAGAAUUCUUUAAGUUCUGUAGGAAGAAUGGCCAGACAAUUGUUGGAUCAGCAGGCAGCGGCAGAAGAAGCCGAGCGCGAAGCUGAAGCGAAGAAAAAGAAAGAGGAAGAAGAGAAAGCAGCGAAGGAAGAAGAAGCAAAAACUGCCCUGGCCAGGAAGCUGGAAAAAGAAGUGGAGGAGAAACGACGUCAGUGGGAGAUAAAGAAGUUGUUGGUUCAGCAACGAGAGGAGUACGAAGAAAAGUUGGAGAAGCCGGUUGGCCUAAAUCGAAAGAUGAAAGGGAUAACGAUUGGAGCAAGGAAGAAGAAGUGCAACGAGAUGCCGCCGUCAACAUCAGACGAAGAUGAAGUAGCUGAAGAAGUUGAAGAAGUCAUGCCGCUGAAAGAUAAGCGGAAGUGUCGAGACUCGACAGGGGUGGUUGAGAGCAGCCCACCUGUGGAAACUCCGACAAAGAUGGGGAAGUUAGUAGAGGCAGGUACACCAGCUAGCCAGAAACGGAAAGGAAGAGGUACACCGACGAAAGCGGACUCGCAAGUAGCACGAUUGGCAAAAGGCGAAAACCCAUGGGAAGGAGUGCCUCUGGCCGACAAGUACGCAACCGAAUCUGCAUACAGGAAGGUAGUAAGGAGGACUAUUGCCUCCUUUUACCCCGAAACUCUGAAGGCAAUGUGCAAGGGAGCCGAACUACCCUUCCACGGGGUAAAUGAUGCAGUAGAUAUCUUGUUUGAGCUAAGAGUUACCUACUGCUAUAGGGGUAAGAAGCCGUCGGGUUCGUCUUCGGACAAACCGGGAGAAGAAGAGUAGGUAAGGGGCGACGUUCAAGA